Messenger RNA from Galeopterus variegatus (Sunda flying lemur), 932 nucleotides. RefSeq names its product cysteine-rich secretory protein 3 (gene CRISP3). Lineage: Eukaryota; Metazoa; Chordata; Mammalia; Dermoptera; Cynocephalidae. The transcript is spliced from 7 exons. The record is from RefSeq and is a predicted model, not a curated record. Gene Ontology annotation, cellular component: extracellular region. The coding region runs from base 1 to 666 and encodes 221 amino acids.
AUGACAUUAUUGCUGGUGUUGCUGUUCCUGGCUGCUGAGCUGCUUCCGUCCUUUCCUGCAGGUGCAUAUGAGGAUUCAGAUUUUCCUGCUUUGUUAACCACUCUAAGCCAAGUACAAUCAGAGAUUGUAAAUAAACACAAUGAACUAAGGAAAGCAGUCUCUCCAAGUGCCAGCAACAUGCUAAAGAUGAGAUGGAGCAGUGCAGCAGCAGCAAAUGCCCAAAAGUGGGCAGACAACUGCAGAUAUGAACACAGUGACUCAGAUUUUCGAAGAACCAGUUUAAGCUGUGGCGAGAAUCUCUUUAUGUCAAGUCGCCCCACUUCAUGGUCAUAUGCAAUCCAAAGCUGGUAUGAUGAGUACCGUGAUUUUGCCUAUGGUGUAGGGCCGAAGACUCCCAAUGCAGUAAUUGGACAUUAUACUCAGGUUGUUUGGUAUUCAUCUUUCCUCGUUGGAUGUGGAAUGGCCUACUGUCCUAACUCAUCUUUAAAAUACUUCUAUGUUUGCCAAUAUUGUCCUGCCUGUGACGAUGGACUAUGCACCAAUGGUUGCGAGUAUGAAGAUCGCUAUAGUAACUGUAAACAAUUGAAGACGUCAUUAGGCUGUACAAAUGAAUUGGUUAAGAACGAUUGCAAGGCCUCCUGCAAUUGCAGCAACAAAAUUUAUUAAAUGCCCAAUACAUACUGAGCAGGGCUAUGUGGAGAAAAUCCACAUCAUCUACUUAGAUUUGACACAUACUAGACAGAAAAUUGUAGGCAUGUUAGUUACAAAUUUGAUUCCAAGCAGCAAUAAAUCUUUUCUUCUGGAUCUACUUUUUAUUCCACAAAAAUCUUUUUUCUACAACCGGUUAAAAGGUAGCAUAAUCUAUGAUAACAAUUUUGGAUUUGGAUAAAUAAUUUUGUGAUUUAAAUUUAAUAAAGUUGAGAAUUCUGAAA